GGUCUCACCUUCUGCGUUGGGCUAACUGGAACCUCACGAGUCUCAGCGCGCGAGCCGCGUUUCAUUUCUCCGUUCGUUUUAUAUUAAUAUUUAUGCGUAUACAGCGGGCUGGGAUGUAGCCGUGGAGCAGUGGCAGUCGAUAGCGGGAUUUACUUUCGGGUCUCCUGUUUUACAGCAUAUGAAAAAAGCCUGCCUGUGUGUUGUCGCUCCGGCGAAGGGAACGACAACGAACCGAACGAGCUGCUCGGAACGAACGGUCGAGAAGAGCGCCGAGAACAGGGAGGGAGCGGAGCCUGGGCCAGUAGUCCGCGGGGACAGCGGCACGACACCCCUCUUCUCUCACGGGCUUUUGCGUUUCCAUGGGGCUCGAAAGUUAUGACCAAGAUCUUCUUGGAGACGGCGGACGGUCGCUGUGAGGUACGGACAUAGGGACGCCCAUCUCGGUUUUCUUGUUCAAAAUCAUUGGACUACGCUGCCCGCGGCUGUUGAAUUCAUGCCCACAUCCCCGUGUCUGCUCGCAUGAUCACCGGCGUGCACACAGUUUUUUUUUUAUCUUUUGGAUUUUAAAUAGCAUUUCUGGGGGGUUGCGGCUGAGACCGGAUCAUUCCUUUUGAAUUUUUGGGAUUGUUUUUUGGCACCCCCGCCGGUUUACAGCUGCUGGGGUUCCCGCGACAGUCCGAACUGAUGCGCUCGGUACUGUGAACACAUGACCACGCAGGAUCGUCAUCAACCUCGUGUCUUUCACGUUGUGUGUUCGUAUUGUUCUUAACGGACUUUGUACGCGCUCGGUCGCCGUCCAGCACCCCCGUCCGUGUCGGGCUCCAGCCAGUUCACAUCACCAGGCUGAGAAGUGGACUCGAAAGUGUCAAAACGGGCGUCGUCACUGCCGCAGGUUGCGCACCUGGCUGGAAUACUAUACAUCUGAACACUUGAAAUUAUAAACAAACACACACACACACACACACACUCUGCACGCACGCACAAAGUGACUGAGUGACAGACGCAGACGCCAUUCGGGUGACACAUGACAUCUGAUUCUGAACGACGCACCAGGCCUUCCCCUGUGAAUGAGAUCUGACCCGGUCCGACCCAGGUCCUCCCGCGCCCGACGACGCAUCGCGCUCCGCCGCCCCAGUUCCCGCCGAAGAGGAUUAAGCAGCCCGGACAGUAACAGCGAUGCUGCUGCUGCAUGUGGAGAUGCUCGCCUUCGCCUUCCCCUUCCUGGCCCUCUGGAUGUGUGUUUUUAGCCAGGAGCCCGGUUCCAAGGUGGUGGCCGACCGCUACGCCGUGUACUGGAACCGCACCAACCCCAGAUUUCUGCGUGGAGACUACCACAUUGACGUAUGCAUCAACGAUUACCUGGACGUCUUCUGCCCGCACUACGAGGACUCUGUACCCGAGGAGAGGACGGAGCGCUAUGUGCUAUACAUGGUCAACUACGACGGCUACAGCACGUGCGACCACACCGCCAAGGGCUUCAAGCGCUGGGAGUGCAACCGACCCCACUCGCCCAACGGGCCGCUUAAGUUCUCCGAGAAGUUCCAGCUCUUCACCCCGUUCUCGCUGGGCUUCGAGUUCCGGCCCGGCAGAGAGUACUACUACAUCUCAUCCACAGUUGCUGAAAAUGGGAGAAGAACGUGCUUGAAACUCAAGGUUUUUGUUCGACCAUCAAACAGCUGUGUGAAAACUAUAGGCGUUCAUGAUCGUGUUUUUGAUGUUAACGACAAAGUAGACAAUUCAUUAGAACCAAGAGAUGACACAAGUCACGAGUCUGCUGAGCCGUCACGGAGCGACGCCAACGCAGCAGAACAGCCGAGAACAGGGAUUACGCUGUUGGCCACCAUGUCCUGCCUUCUAGCCUUGCUUUGGCUGUUAUAGCGCCCAGUCUGGCUUCCAGCGGAGGUGCAUCCUGGAGCUGGAGAUGCCUCCUCCAUACCACCCGAAAACUCCCCGGGUGGGGAUGGAGGUGCAAAAGGGUGGGGAUGGUGGCAGGGUGGGGGAGGGGUGAUCUUCUCAAGGAAUACUAUCUUUUUUCCAGAUAUUUAAGUGGUCUUUCUCAGUCCAUGAUAAAGAGUUGAUAUCCAAGAGGGAGUUUCCCCAAACUGUUCAACUAAGAUGCCAAAUCUGCUUUUGACACUUAGUGAUUCUUAUUUUCCUGUGAGUUCAGACCUCCCUUGACCUGCCUCCUACACCCUCCAUAAUUUUUACACAAAAAUAUACACGCUCAAAUCCAACCAGUUCUUUGUAGUUUUUCAUUAGGCUGAAUUUCAGCAGUAGGAGACUACAGUUCUGGACAUCAGAUGAAUACCGCCCUUCGUAACACACACAUACAUACAGACACGCACACACACACAUGCACACUUACACACUCCAGAUAAAUGUUCAUUGACAACACCAAGUGCAGCCUUAGCUUUGGAAAGGUGGCAAUGGAAAGAGCCCACAGUGACAGUGUGGACCGACUUUGACAUGAGGAUGUGACUGAUGAACAUGAGUGGCUGGAUAAGACGGAUAUUUCUGCUGUGAGGAUAAUGUAAAGAGUAGUUGGUUGUGGGAGCACUGCGUAGGAGUGCUGCAACAAAAAAACGGAGGGAAUAAGUAUUCUUAGACAAUAUUUUGUGGAAAAUAAAAAAUUAAAAAAAAAAAAAUAUUUUUAAAAAUUAAUAUACAAUUCAAGUCAACCAAACAAAGCAUUAAAGAUUUUUUGUUUGGAAUUCGUAUGAAAUUUCUUUAAUGUGUGAAUAAUCCAGAAAAUAAUCCAGGAGAGGAAUAGAAUUAUUUUGA
Molecule: messenger RNA, 2781 nt
Organism: Scleropages formosus (Asian bonytongue)
Lineage: Eukaryota; Metazoa; Chordata; Actinopteri; Osteoglossiformes; Osteoglossidae
Gene: efna5b
Product: ephrin-A5b
Exons: 5
Coding region: 1177-1878 (233 amino acids)
Biological process (GO): axon guidance; regulation of actin cytoskeleton organization; regulation of cell-cell adhesion
Cellular component (GO): plasma membrane; external side of plasma membrane
Molecular function (GO): ephrin receptor binding
Source: RefSeq, a predicted model, not a curated record